GCGCAGGAGCUCGCAAACAACGAGAGAAAGAGACGCGCGCGUGCUCCUGACGCUGUGCGACGCACCUCGCACGGGCGCGAUAAUUUUCGUCAAGGGUAAAUUUGCAACCAGCGAGGGAAAAGGAAUCCGGGAAACGAUCGACGUGGCCGCGGCGACGGGGUAGCCCGUGCGAGCAGGAAAGGCUCUCCCUCUGACGAGGGGAAAAUUCGCGAGAGCCUGCUCUCCGAGGAAGACGGUGCUGCGAAUUAAAAUGGCUGUGACUGGCCGGGCCGAGCCGUGAGUGACGAGCGGACAACGAGAGCGCUUGGACGGCUCGCAGGAUCAGGAUCCUCCUCGUCGAGGAUCCCGAAACCGAUCGCUCGCUCGCUCGCGCUGUGGUCGAUGAGGUGCGGAGGAGCGCGGGCGGAGGGAUGACCCGUUGCGCGCUGGUGCGCAAAAAACCUUGCUGAUCGGCGGAUCCUGCGCCCCGCAGGACGUGCGGGGGGUGGAGAAAGAAAAUCGUCGAAAUCGAAGACGAGGAGGAGGAGGAGGAGGCAAGAUUGGUCGGGUAAAUUGAGAAAACGUCCUCGCGAAGGAUGAGAUCCUACGACGGUGAGAGCAGCUCGACGGAGGACGAUGAUCGCCGGGAGGGCCUGCCGGAGGCGCACCUCCAGCAAGGAUCCUGGCAACGCUCGGCGUCGCAUCCUACUUGGGCCUGGGAGCAUCGCAAUGCCCACCCACUACCCCCACAAUCCGCGGCGUCUCUCGAGUCCGUGUACUCGACACCUGGUGCCUCGCAUCCGGGUGUCUCGGGUCCACCGGCGGCGUAUUCAUCGGAACAUACACCCAGUGCACCAGGACGGAGGACCCCACUGGGUGCUGUGGGUCUCGGUGGUUUCUAUUUCCAGCAACAACCUCAACCACACACCUCGUCAAGCGCACUGUCCGACGAGAAUCGGCCCGAUGAGAGACCUGGAGCGUCGCGACUCAACUGUCCGCCUAAGUCGAAGACGACCCGUCAGGGGAAGAGCGUGAGGCUGAAUAUUAACGCGAGAGAACGCAGGAGGAUGCACGACUUGAACGACGCUCUGGAUGAGCUACGCUCCGUCAUCCCCUACGCUCACAGCCCCUCAGUGAGGAAGCUCUCAAAGAUAGCCACCCUCUUAUUGGCGAAAAACUACAUCCUCAUGCAAGGAAACGCCCUGGAGGAGCUCCGGAGAGUGAUAGCCGUCCUGCAAUCGCCGCACGCUCACACAACCGCCCUGCCACCCACGCCCGUCUCCUACGAUCUGCUUCAGGGAUUCCCGGGCAAGCUGUUUCAGGGGGUCCAGGAGAUGCAAGGACUCCCGGCGAGCGGCCCUCGCGAAAUCGUGACAGCCGGAGGCCCGCCGACCGACGGCACGGUCGCUAGCGGAGAAUCGAAUUAAGGACCUCGGUUGAUUUUCUAACGAAUGAUUUUCUUCUCUAGGCCAUGACUUUUUCGCGAGAAACUUCAGUCGAUCGACGCGGAGUCAAAUCGAUGAAACUGGGUCGAAUGGCGGGAGAUGCGAUUCGAAGCACGCAAAAAUUCUCCAGAAUGGAAGUUCUAGAGAGUGACGAUUGAUUGAUAAUUUACAUAAGAUUUCAUCUUGCGAGAUUGUUAGACUGGUUGCUAUUAUAUAAGGGAGAAGCAAGUCUCAAGGGAGCACUCGAAGACACGAGUAAUUCUUCUAAUUUCGAGCAAUUCCUUAGCCACGAAAGUAUUAAUUAUUAGAGUAUUGCAGAAGCGCUAAUUAACCUUUCAAGGAGCAGUCUGAUCUUUUCCUUUUUUUUAUAUUAACGCACAAUAAUCCCCGUAUUUAUUUAAAAAUGAAGAUGGUGCGAAUCAAAAAAUCCGUUUCAUUUCUUCCGUGGUAAUGUAGAGUCAUGUUAAGAUUAAAUCAAGCGAACAAAGUGAACGCGGUAUUAUCGAGCUCUUAUCAAAAAGUAAAAAAAUUAUUGCGAAAAAUCAAAGUAAAAUAAAAAAGGAAUUAUUUAAAAGGAGUUGGAGAAAAGCUUUCUUCACGGAAGAAAUAAAACGCACACUGAUUUCAAGGAAACUCCCGUUUCCCUGUCCUUGAGAGGAUUAAUCAAGCGCGUCUCAAAGUCCAGAUGAGGUUUGGGCGGAAGUAAUGCGAAAGUAUGGCGAAAGUACUAGCGAUUAAGCGGUUAACAGUCUAACGAUCAUACAGCCAAUGAUACAGCAAUAAGACGAAGGCGCAUUCUCCUUUGUCCGACGGUCGAUUCUCAAAGGGAAUGAGUUCUCAUCAGGACAUCGAUCAACUUCUCUUCAGAAAACUGGAGAAAAAAAAUUUGCGCGCGCAAACUUUUCAAAAUUGCGAUUUGAUUUCAUCGUUCUUCGCGCGAGAGCGAGGAAACUUGAGGAGACGAAAAGUGACGGGAGUAAUAUUCGCGGAAGAGUUUUGCGGCAAAAUUGCGCACGUUGUCCAGAACACUCGAUUCCCGGCGAGAAAUGGACAGUCGGAAGGACGAGAACGUCGCUGGGACUUGGAACGCGAAAACUUCCAAGUCUCGUCCUGAAACUUGAUAGUCAAUAUUAGUAUGUGAUACGUGUCGAGGAGUUCUAGUCAUAUACAACAUAAAGAUAUUGAAUAUUCAUAUACACAUAUACAAUAAAUAUAUAUAUACAUACAUACAUAUAUAUAUAUAUAUUUAAUAAUCUGAAAACGAGGCAUCGACUUACGACUUAUUUAUAUACUUAAGAGUCUACUACAAUGUGCCGAGGAUUUAUCUGCUUCUUGUGUGAGCGCGAAUGAGAGAGAGAAAGAGAGUGCGAUGAUGUGAAGAGAGGAGAAAACAAAACGAGAACACGAGAGAGAGAGAAAGAGAGAGAGAGAGAGAGAGAGAGAGAGAGAGAGAGAGAGAGAGAGAGAGAGUCGGAUGAAAAAAGUACUAUUUAUUACGCUAUUUGUAAAAGUACGAAGUCAUGUGGUCCUCACGAGGCCUGAGUUUUCUCGGCGGGGGUGAGGAUAAUCGCGAGGACGAAGCAGCGUCAACGAAGGCAAGAAGAACACUUGUUGUAAGAGUGUAGAUAUAAUUGUUUAGUGCUCCGAAUAAAAUCUAUUUAAGAAAAUCA
Messenger RNA from Odontomachus brunneus, 3094 nucleotides. It is a transcript of the gene Oli, whose product is annotated as class E basic helix-loop-helix protein 22. Gene Ontology annotation, molecular function: protein dimerization activity. The record is from RefSeq and is a predicted model, not a curated record. The coding region runs from base 576 to 1406 and encodes 276 amino acids. The transcript has 5 exons. NCBI's taxonomy places the organism in Eukaryota, Metazoa, Arthropoda, Insecta, Hymenoptera, Formicidae.